AUGAAAACCUCAAUCACAUUAGCUCUCUGCUUCACUGUCUCCAUUUUCAUCUCGAUCGGAGCACAUGCUAAAGUUCCCGUAGAAGAGCAAUUCCGAGUGGUAAACGAAGGAGGCUACACCGACUACAGUCCGAUCGAAUACAAUGCCGACGUACGUGGCUUUCAACCAUUCAACGACAACUUCCGUCUCUGUUUCUACAACACAACUCCAAACGCAUACACUCUUGCUCUCAGAAUCGGCAACAGAGCCCAGGAAUCAACUCUCCGGUGGGUCUGGGAAGCAAACAGAGACUCGCCGGUCAAAGAAGACGCGACGUUGACCUUCGGAGAAGACGGAAACCUCGUACUCGCCGAAGCCGAUGGUCGCCUUGUCUGGCAAACCAACACCGCUAACAGAAACGCCGUGGGGAUCAAAAUCUUGGAGAAUGGCAAUAUGGUAAUAUACGAUUCCAACGGGAUGUUCUUAUGGCAAAGCUUCGACUCUCCCACCGAUACACUUCUCGUCGGACAGUCUUUGAAAGCCAACGGAGGGAACAAGCUCGUAAGUCGGCGGUCUCCAUCGGUCGACACAAACGGACCGUACAGUCUCGUGAUGGAAGCCAGGAAGCUAGUUUUGUACUACACGACAAGCAAAACGCCGAAACCAAUCGCUUAUUAUCAAUACGAGUUCUUCACCGAGAUAACUCAACUACAGUCAAUGACGUUCCAAGCCGUGGAGGAUUCGGACACCACGUGGGGUCUACACAUGGAAGGUGUCGACUCUGGUUCUCAAUUCAACGUCUCCACGUUUCUCUCUCGGCCUAAACACAACGCGACGUUGAGUUUUCUUCGGCUAGAAUCUGAUGGAAACAUCAGGGUUUGGAGUUACAGUACCUCAGCGACUUCGACGGCUUGGGACGUAACGUACACGGCGUUUACUAACGGUGAUACUGACGGUAACGACGAGUGUAGAAUCGCUGAGCACUGUGGUGAGUUUGGUUUGUGUAAGAAAGGACAGUGUAACGCUUGCCCUAGCGACAAAGGGCUUCUUGGUUGGGACGAGGCCACUUGUAAGACUCCGAGUCUGACCAGUUGCGAUCCCAAGACGUUUCAUUAUUUCAAGAUCGAAGGAGCUGACAGUUUUAUGACUAAGUAUAACGGAGGCUCGUCGGCGACGGAGAAAGCGUGUGGGGAAAAGUGUACGAGAGAUUGUAAGUGUUUAGGGUUUUUCUACAAUAGGAAGAGUUCCAAGUGUUGGUUGGGUUAUGAGCUCAAGACAUUGACUAGAACCGGAGAUUCUUCGCUCGUUGCUUACGUCAAGGCUCCUAAUGUUGAAAAAAUCUCGGCUCUUGCCCUCUGA
Thlaspi arvense is the source of this 1338-nucleotide messenger RNA. The record is from the annotation of a GenBank genome assembly. NCBI's taxonomy places the organism in Eukaryota, Viridiplantae, Streptophyta, Magnoliopsida, Brassicales, Brassicaceae.